AUGCUCAACCAAGACGCGUGCACAUUCUUCAAAGAUCAUGCCGUUCACGACAUGUUUGGCGGCAUUGCAUUCGAAACCUCGGAAGGAGAGAGGAUAGCUACGGCUCUAGGCAACAAAAGGUGUGCCAUCUUGAAGAACCAUGGUCUCUUGACGACAGGGAAGACCGUCGAUGAGGCGGCGUUCCUGUAUACCCUGAUGGAAAACUCCUGUCGCAUACAGCUUCUUGCAGAGGCUGCUGUAGCAUCGGGGAUCGAGAAGCACCUUUGUCCUGAUGCCGAAGCUGAGUAUACAUACCGUUUGACUACACCUGAGGCCAUGUGGUUGGAGUUCCAGCCGGAUUACGAAUAUGAACUGGCCAUGUCAGGCGGAGACUUUCUCUCGUGA
This is a messenger RNA of Colletotrichum lupini, 384 nucleotides long. Its product is annotated as L-fuculose-phosphate aldolase. Lineage: Eukaryota; Fungi; Ascomycota; Sordariomycetes; Glomerellales; Glomerellaceae. Gene Ontology annotation, molecular function: actin filament binding. Gene Ontology annotation, cellular component: cytoskeleton. Bases 1 to 384 code for a protein of 127 amino acids. The record is from RefSeq and is a predicted model, not a curated record. The transcript has a single exon.